Cucurbita maxima (winter squash) is the source of this 2475-nucleotide messenger RNA. Its product is annotated as transmembrane protein 45B. NCBI's taxonomy places the organism in Eukaryota, Viridiplantae, Streptophyta, Magnoliopsida, Cucurbitales, Cucurbitaceae. The transcript has a single exon. The record is from RefSeq and is a predicted model, not a curated record. Bases 1438 to 2265 code for a protein of 275 amino acids.
AGGGGUUAAACCCAAUGUUUUUACGUAUAAUACGAUAGUACAUGGAUAUUUUUUGAGGGAGAGUUGAAGGGGACAAUGCUAUUUUUAGAACCUUGAAUAGAAACCCGUCAAUGGUGCUCUCUGCUGUAACUCAAAGAAGAAACCAUCUUGAGAUCCCACUUUAGUUGGGAGGAAAAUGAAACAUUUUUUAUAAGGGUGCGAAAAUCUCUCUCUAGCAGACGCUCUUUAAAAAUCUUGAGGGGAAACUUGAAAGGGAAAGCCCAAAGAGUAUAAUAUCUGCUAGCGGGUGAACCCAGGCUGUUACACUAUCAAUCUCUUUUCCCCUUUGUUUGCAAAGUUAGGGAUCAUGGACCUAUACAAUUAAGCCAACAUGUCAUGAAGUUUACAUUCCAUCUUUAUUCAUGCCAAUUGGAGCUUCUUUCCAUGCUCGUCUUUGCUCAACCGAGAAGGACUGUCUACCAGAUUCAUCUUUUCCUUUAUCAUUGAUACGAUUACAAUAGAUAAAGGAAGGGGCAAGAGAUAAGAUUAUCAAAACCUUUAUGUUAAAUUCGAAAUGGGUAUUUAAAGGUAGGUCAAGAAAAGUUCAAAAGCUUUAUUAUUAGCGAUUCCUUCGCAGUUUUUUCAGUUAGUCGGAAACAAAAGUUUCCCCCACUUGGCAUUUGCUUUUGAUUUCUCUUUUUUCUUUCAUUGUGCGCUUAUGGCCAAUAACCACUCUCUGAAGGCAGCACUAAAUCUUCACCUUUUACGUCCAUUAGCUUUCGGUAAUGUCUAGAACCACAAUACCUUGAAUUGCUAGCUUUCACUAUCCCCAUUUUCAUUGGCUUGGCUGUAUUAAACUCUGUGCUGAAUGAGUCUAUUUAUGUUUUCUUUUUAAAUUUUUAGGACGUUUUAAAUCUUUACCAUCAAGAUCACUCAAUAUUAUCUUUAUAGUUUUUCUCGCAGUUAGUGUGGUCCAUCUCAAGAUAUCCACAUAAUCAUGUCUAAACUUUAAAAAAGAUUACAAAAACUUUUACACUCUGAAUCAUUUACUCAUUUUGGAAUCAUAACAUAAUUCGAUUGCAUCUCAACUUAGAAUAGAGUGUUUGUGCUUCCUAGAUCUUCACCUUAUUAUUACUUUUGUACAUUCUACAUUGGAAUCUGCAAUGAUUUUAGGAUUAACAAUUUCAAAAUCUUGUAUUGGUUCAUUUUCUUCUUUUUGCAUCUAGUUUUUGAACUAACCCAUCAGUCUUCCAAUCAGAAAACCAAUUUUUUAAAGCUCCUUUAUCAACUUUUGACAAUAACUUUCAUAGUGGAAACACAUGCAUUAUGCACCAAAUACUUGACUAGACAACCAUCAUGUAUUUUUAGGUCGUUCUACAAGCCAAAUGAGAGGAUAUAAAAAAUUGCAUUGGCUUAUAGAUCGAUUUGAUAAGCUAGAGUUUGUUAAUAUAGGCUUCAAUGGGGCAAUUUGUACCUCAUGUGGCAUCUGGUUUUGUAUUCACUUUUCUUGGCCUUUGGCACACUGUGAAUACAAUCAAAACCCAUAAUCUCAAAGGCUCUUCAAGCUUCAAGGUAAGAUUUUGGUACCCUCUCGAUCGCCCGCUUUCCAAACUCAAGUAUUUGGAGCUCGUUUUCAUGUUCUCUUUUUCAGUAAUUGCAAUUUUCAGACAAUUUUGGGAGUACCCUUUUGUUCAUUUGUCUUUCAAAGUCAUCAACUUGGAGCAUGCAACCAUGUUCCUCCACCUUGCCAUAUUUUCGGGUUUCGCCCUCUACAACGAGUUGAAUCAGUCAUCAAACUUGUUGUCUGGGGUGGAGGGCAUCUUUGCAGCCUGUGUCUUCAGUCAAGAACUCUUCUUGCUUCAUUUCCACUCGGCUGACCACAAAGGCAUUGAAGGCCAUUACCAUUGGCUCUUGCAGCUCAUAGUGUUUGCGUCUCUCGUGUCGGUGCUCGUAGUUGCUUGUUGUCCUACCAACUUCCCUGCAGCUCUUGUUGUUUCACUGUUGGUUGUUCUGCAAGGGUGUUGGUUCAUGAACAUGGGGUUCAUGCUAUGGGUUCCAAGCCUGGUUCCUAAGGGCUGCAGCAUGAGAAUCAUUGAAGACAAAAUGCUGGGAGCAGUCAUUUGUGCAACCAAGGAAGCUGAUAUGAGGGCUCGAGCACUUGCCAACCUGCAAUUCAGUUGGAUACUUGCAGGGAUUCUUAUAUUUACUGGAUUUAUAAGCCUCAAAUAUACUAAAUCUGAAAAUUGCAGCUUGAAGAUCCAGUUAUCGGAUUACGAGCAGCUUUGAGUGGCGCAAAAGAUUUCAAUAUGCAUUGACACAGCUACCAGCAGCUGGUGAAUCAACCGGUCUAAAGAUUGUGAUUGUGCUGUUUGUUAAAACCAUCGAUCAGAAUGUAUACGUAUAGAACUUAUGUACAUUUUGUAGACUGAAACUUGCUAGAGAAUGCAACUUUCUUGAUGAACUUAGUUUCUUUUUAGUUUUUACUUCUCUUUCUUU